Molecule: messenger RNA, 1203 nt
Organism: Parnassius apollo (apollo)
Lineage: Eukaryota; Metazoa; Arthropoda; Insecta; Lepidoptera; Papilionidae
Source: the annotation of a GenBank genome assembly
AUGCAAGCUUUUAGAAUUGCAAGGGACGCUACAGGUUGUGCGGUGUGCCACCGGUUGCCCCUGCAAGUUAUUAACGGUGCCGGAGUAACUCCUGCAAAGCCGGCGCCCACCCCACCUCACGCCAUUAAAGCAAGAUUUGCGUGUUACACCGAGGAGCAGCCUUCCACGCAGUUCACGGCACAGCUUCCAAGCGAGGUGAGCCCGGCCACAGGCCCCGGCCCCGCCUCUCAGCCGUCGCCUCAGCCUGUUUCCUACGCCCUUCUGCAUCUCUCUGACUCGACUGAACCGUCUUUUCUCCAAGUACAGCUCCAAUCUUCGCCUGUCUCCCCUCCUCCGCCACCGGCGAGCGGCAAGUCAAUAUCGAUGUGUUACACAAGUACGGGCGCCAUUCUGCCCUUGCCACCGAAAAAGAAAGAUAUUUAUCGCCCUUACUGCCUCGGAGAUCGCGCAUUCCUACACCGUGCUGAAGAGGACCUUAAUGCGGCCCACGCUAUUCUGGACUUAAGUCAACAUGCGGUAUUUCUGACUACGCCGCCCCGUUCCGAUCCUGCGCCCCCAGAACCACCGCCGCAACCCCCGGAACCUCCUGUUCAGGAACAACCCGAACGUCCUGAACGACCACGGGAAACUGUCGCUUACACAUACGAUGCGUUUUUCGUAAGCGAUGGUCGUUCCAAGCGUCGCAACUUCGCCAACGCACCCGUCGAGUGUGCCCAGCAACCCGAACAUAAAUCAAAGUACACAUGCAAUGAGUGCGGCAAACGUUACGCAACAUCAUCGAACCUUUCACGGCAUAAACAAACUCACCGCAGUUUGGACUCGGUGGCGGCGAAGCGCUGCGGCGAAUGCGGAAAAGCCUACGUAUCGAUGCCCGCGCUGGCGAUGCACGUGCUCACGCAUCAACUGUCGCACGUAUGCGGCGUUUGUGGUAAGUUGUUCUCACGCCCUUGGCUACUUCAGGGGCAUCUCCGUUCGCAUACGGGUGAGAAACCGUACGGAUGUGCUCACUGCGGAAAAGCAUUUGCCGAUCGCUCGAAUCUGCGUGCGCAUAUGCAGACGCAUUCAUCUGACAAGAACUUCGAAUGUUUGCGCUGUCACAAGACCUUUGCACUGAAGAGCUACCUCAAUAAGCACCAAGAAUCGGCAUGCGUGCGAGACGACGACUCUCCGCUACCCGAGCCGUCCGCCUCCACGUCCGAUUAA